AUUUCAGACCGAUUCGCUCGCAAUCACAAAAUUCGCAAAAGGGAAGCUCAAUCACCAAGACCCAAGACGCAUGUUCAAAAACAUUUUACACGGCCAACGAACCAGCGAGCCAAUAUCGAUUAUAAAAUAGGACACCGUUCCUACAUAGCCUCCUAAAAAUGGAGCUUAAAUUUUUAUAUGUUAUUUGAUUUGUGUACAAAAAUGAAUAUGUUCGUUUGGGUUCUGUUGUGUUUAUUGAGCUUACACUCAAAUAUGAUGAUUUCAGGUGUCGCAGGGCAGGCAGAUUGCAAUGAUCUCCGUGGGCGUGUGAUAUCUCACGGCCUCCACUUCGUUCCCGGGCCCGACACCUGCACUCUUUGUGUUUGUGACAACGGCCUUCCUAAAUAUUGCAAAGCAGUGCUAUGUUCCCCUCCACAGGACUGCCGUUCCUUCCGAGUGGGCAAUACAUGCUGCGAGUUUAUCUGCCUUGAUGAUGUGGUGAAGCCAGCAGAAGGGGCGGAAGCUAAUGUCCGUGUGGCUGCAGGUGGGGCAGCAGGAGUGGUGCUCCUAACAGUAGCAUUGGUGGUGUAUCGCGUAAGGAAACAGAAGAGGCGGCGCCCGCCGCACGCUGACGACCAGAGGAGCCUUACUAGCAUUGGGUAUAUUAGCGGCAGUAUGGGCUACAUGGGCGGGACGUGUGAGACGGCGCUGGGCGCGUGGAAGCCGCCCAGCAACUACCUGCCGCGCGGCGAGGCGCCGCCGCCUUACGACGAGGCUAUUGCUCAGAGGCCCGACACUAUGAGACUGACGUCAGAGCCAGCGUACCACCGGUCGUACCCGGCGACGGUGGACGCGCUGGCGCGCGGCGACGACGGCGCGCCGUGCGACCACUACGGCAACCUGCCCCGACCGCAGCAACAGAUGGCGAACACGCAAACGUGUUACAACGCGCCGCUGCUGCAACCCGCGCCCGACGCCAGGGACGGGGCCCCCCUCGUCCCGCACCACCCGCUGCCGCAAAAUGUGGUGGGGUGGUCCAGCGCAGUGCGGCUGACUGGGUCGCUGGGGGCCAUCAGCAACCGCGGGCUGCUGAGCGUGCUGCAGCGCGAGCAUGAGCACGAGCGCCCGCGCAACGUGCCCGGCUUCUACACUCCCACCGUCCACACCUCGCUACACCGCACUAUUCCCCGCAUCUCGACCGCGGAGACCAGCUUGCUGGAAGGCUCCAUGUUCUCCCGCGGCGAGCGAGCGUUACACGCCGAGAUACGACGAUCGUUCCAUAAGCCCGGCGGAGCGGAGGCGCGGCAUGACACGGGCCGCAGCAUGCCUCGCAACCUGAACCUCGCCGCGGCCGACCGCUUCGACCGCAGCGAUCGCAGUGAUCGCAGCGAUCGCAGUGAUCAUCCGGACCCCAAGCCCAGUCUUGACGACAAUGCGGUGAGUUGGUCAUGCGGUCGUCCGCGCUUGGAGCGGGCUCCGGGCGGCGAGGCGGGCCUGGCCCCGGCCCCGGCCCCGGCCCUGGCCCAGGCGCCCGCCCCCGCCCCCGCCCCCGCCCCCGCCCCGCCCUCUGCGCCGCACUCCACGCUGCCGCUCACUGUCGACAAGCCGUCGUGCGAGUGCAGCUACGCGCAGCCGACGGCGGGCGAGGAGGCGGACGACUACCGGCACGAGUGCGAGAACUGCAAGGCGGCCAGCGGCUCCAGAUGGGCGGGCGCGGGUGCGGGCGCGGAGGGCAGCUGGGGGCGGGCGGGGCCUCAGCAGCGCCACACGCAGACGCUGCAGCGCCGCGCGCCGCUCCUCGUGCCCGCGCCGCCCGCCACCGCCACGCUGCCGCAGCCCGUCACCAAGCAGAGGACCACUAUGGGCCCGCCCUCAAAUUGGGAGAACUGGUUCAACACAAUUCACGACUCGGAUACGGAAUCGGAAGAGGAGUGAGCACCCCACCUGCGUUAGGGGGAGGGAGGGGGAGGGGUAACCUUCAUGUAGAGCACGAUGCUUUUAAGAUUUGAAUAUUAUUUUUAAAGGGUGUAUUUCUACCACGAAGCAAAAACCAUUUCUCUAACAAUUCGUUGUGUGAUGAUACGCGAGGCUGAGGCAGACGGAAUGGGGAAGCGGUUGCACCAUGGUUUGCCCCUUUCUGAAAACGAAAUAAACCCCGUUUCUUUAUGUCUAUUUCAUAAUCUGUGCGCCUUCAAUAAGAAACAAAUCGAGACUGAUGAGAUUUUGCAUGAAAAAUAAUUAAAUUUUAAAUCUUCGUGUACUACAUAGAUAUAUGCCGCUAUGCCGUUCCUCUUGCACGAAUUGUGUAAAGAAUCCUGCGUAAUACUUUUUAAGAGCAAGAAUAGGGAUGUCACCAGUGUUAAGAUAGAUAUUAAUAUAAUAUAUUGUAUAUUUUCAUGUUGGUUGGUUAGUAAUAUGUUUUCUCUCUUUUUGUACUUAUGCAUUCCGAUUAAUGUGUUUAUAUAUUAUUUCUUUAAAGCACAUUGCAUUUUUUUUGCACAUUAGAUGUGUUUUGUUUGUUUUUUUUUUUUGCAAAUUUGAAAUAUAUUUACAUCACAAUAACUGCACAUUCUAUUUUUAUGGCACAUUUAAUGUGUUUUUGUUUUUAUAUUGUUGCUCUUUUGAGUUUCUUUUAUACCAAAGACUAUUUUGUUGUGUUUUUCUGAUAUAUUUUUACGCCUACUAAAUUCAAAUAUGGGUUUAUUUAAAUUAAAUAUUUUUAUUGUAAGUUUUGUAGGUGUUGUAUAAAAAUACAAAUUAGUGAUACUAAUAAUAUUAUGAAGUAGACAUUUAAAAGAUUGAUUAUUAUUAUGUUGUAAUAAUAAUUUACGACGAAAGUGGGGUUUUAAUAUCGAGUUCGAGGUAAGUUGUCAAAAUAGAUAAUACAAACAAAUCGAUGUUUGUAGCUAUACAUUUUAGGUUUAAUGAUGCCAAAGCGGAACUGAAUACAAGGAAGAAGUGAUGUACUCAUUUAUUCGGGACUGGCAUCAACCAUUUUUUUAAUCAAAAAUAUUUUGAAGGUUAAAUAGUAACUUCACCCUCAUAUUAUGUCUGUAUUCGGGUCUUUGAUUCACAUGAACUUAGAUGAUAAUAAUAUUAUACAUAUGUAAAAAAUAUUUGAUCUUGAUUGUUAGAACUUUGCAGGUUAAAUUAGAAAAAAAAAGCUUCAUUUAUUAUUAUGAAAAAACAUAAUAUAUAAUUUUAUUUAUAGUUAUUUAUGCAAGUCUCAAAUAAAUGAAUUUAACUCAAAAGUAUGUAUGAAUUUAUACGUAGAUAGGUAGAUAUGACAAACUUGUUUUAAAGUAUUUGUUCCCUUUAAAUUUAGUCUAAAUAUGAUAAAGCCUGGUUACUGCCAAUUGAUUUGUACUUGUUAAUUCUGAUAUAUUGGAAUAACUUUCAGUGCUUUUUCAAAUGUAAGAUCUGUGUCUCUACAUUUUAUUCAAUACCCAGUAUCUAUACAAUAUUGUCAUAAACUCACAACAUGUUCAUGUUAACAUUAUAGUAUUAGCAUUACAAUAUUAUCAAUAACUUAAAUAUUUAUCUAAUUUUAAUGAAAUGUAUGACUCGAAAUAGUAUUUUUGGUGAUCUAUUGUAAUUUCGUGAUAAGUAGUUCUAGCUGAAAUCAUGAUAUAUUUAGAUGAGAGAGCUGAGUUCUGGAAUGUCUGAUGUUUUGUCUCUCUCUUUUGAGCGUUAUCCCGGUUACUUUCUCAGCCGUUUUGUAUCUUAAUGUUACACGAACUAAACUCAAUGGCGUAUCGAAACGGAAAUCUAAAUUUAAAUUUAAAACUUAGCCUUUUAUUUUUGCUUCUAUUAUAAUUAUAAAAUAUGAGAUGAAUUACUAGGAUUAUAAAAUAUGAGAUGAAUUACUUUAUCGGUAGUGGGCAAUUUAUAUUAUAAUUAAAACAUCAAAUAUUUUGGUACGAACUAAUUUGUUGGACAAAACACGUAAUGUUUGGGGCUCAAGAUUAACUGUAAUAGAAUUUGUAGAUAGACAAACCCACGGUACUCUGUAAUCUAUUUUUGUCUAAUUAAGAACUAAGAUUGUUCGUGUUUUAAGAUCUUAGGAUAUGAAAUAACGAUAUCAGAAUUAUAUUCAUAUAUUGCAUUUAAUCAUAUUUUGUUUACAACCAGAGGAAAUUGUUUAACUUAGGCAGAAAUAAAAGAAUAGGAUAUUUAUAGUCUGUCAUUUCAGGGUUGUACGCACGAAAUACAUGAUAUUAUGUAAAGAUGUUUAAUGUAAAAUUUUAAAUCUUAAAAAGUAUAGUUUUAAACAUA
Plodia interpunctella (Indianmeal moth) is the source of this 4254-nucleotide messenger RNA. RefSeq lists its product as uncharacterized. Gene Ontology annotation, cellular component: membrane. The record is from RefSeq and is a predicted model, not a curated record. The transcript has 13 exons. The coding region runs from base 178 to 1914 and encodes 578 amino acids. NCBI's taxonomy places the organism in Eukaryota, Metazoa, Arthropoda, Insecta, Lepidoptera, Pyralidae.